Messenger RNA from Trichomycterus rosablanca, 1110 nucleotides. It is a transcript of the gene uts2r4, whose product is annotated as urotensin-2 receptor 4. Gene Ontology annotation, biological process: regulation of blood pressure; blood vessel diameter maintenance; neuropeptide signaling pathway. The coding region runs from base 1 to 1110 and encodes 369 amino acids. The transcript has a single exon. The record is from RefSeq and is a predicted model, not a curated record. Gene Ontology annotation, molecular function: urotensin II receptor activity. Lineage: Eukaryota; Metazoa; Chordata; Actinopteri; Siluriformes; Trichomycteridae. Gene Ontology annotation, cellular component: plasma membrane.
AUGAGCUUGGUGCCCAACUCCAACAUCUCUGCCUUUUCUAGCUCCAACUCCAGCACAAGUGGAACUGGAAGCACUGGAAGUGGAGGUAAUUUGGGCACAGUAUGGAUAACCCCUCUUCUUGGAGCCACACUUCUCACCAUGUGCAUCCUUGGCAUGGCAGGCAACAUCUACACUCUGGGUGUGAUGCGCUCUGCGGUCCUUCGACGCUCUGGCUCUAUGUACGUUUUCAUCAUCAAUCUGGCGGCAGCUGACCUGCUCUACCUGGGCACCAUACCAUUCGUAGUAUGCACCUACUUCGUCCAUGACUGGUUUUUCGGCGAGACGGGCUGCCGUGUUUUGCUUAGCCUUGACUUGCUUACCAUGCAUGCCAGCGUAUUUGCUUUAGUAGCCAUGAGCCUAGAACGCUACCGAGCUGUGGCCAUGCCAUUCCACGCACGCAGAUCUGCCAAAGACUCUGCAAGACGACACUGGCUGGCAGCUCUGGGCAUCUGGGGUGCAGCAUUGAUACUGACGAUGCCGAUGAUGGUCAUGAUCCGGUUGCGUGAGGGCCGUCCGGGAGCCUCUGGCCUCGUUAAGCGCAUCUGCUUCCCAACAUGGACCCCUGAGGCAUUCAAAGCCUACCUUACAGUUCUCUUCUUUACCAGCAUGUUAGUGCCAGGAUUGAUAAUGGUGGUGCUUUAUAUAGGACUGGCACAACGGUACUGGACAGCACAAUCCAACCUAGCCAGUGGAGGAGCAAGGAGCAGAGUAAGCAUUCGUAUUUCUAAUUCUUCUACCCCGUCUAGACGGAAAAGACUCAAGCACAAGGUGGUAUGCAUGAUCUUCAGUAUUGUAGUGGCGUACUGGGUGUGCUUCCUGCCCUUCUGGGGGUGGCAGAUGGCUAAGCUGUUUUCACCUGAAUCUAUGCGCUCGCUGACACCCGCCGCACACACCUAUGUCAACUUUUUUGUCACGUGCCUCACUUACGGCAACAGCUGUGUGAACCCUUUGCUUUACACACUACUUACUCGGAACUACAAGGACUACCUGGUGCAAAGGUCUCAGACCUCUGCCUCCAGUCGAAUUGACCUGGGCUCAGGGUCAGGGGUAAAUGCUGUACAGGAUCUGUAA